AUGGCCGUUAAAAGAGGGAUUAGGAUAAUUGUGAAAAAAUAUAAUGAUUAUUAUAAGAUUGUAGUGAGAGAAUGCUAUAUUUUCAGUGAGACAUAUGGUAAUGUGCUGGUAUUAGAUGGUGUGAUACAGUGUACGGAGAGAGAUGAGUUCUCAUACCAGGAGAUGUUAGCUAAUAUACCCCUCAAUGCUCAUCCUAAACCACGCAAGGUAUUGAUAAUAGGUGGUGGAGAUGGUGGUAUAUUGAGAGAAGUUGUGAAACACCCGGAUGUGGAGGAGGUACAUCAGUGUGAGAUAGAUGAGAAAGUCAUAGAAGUCUCAAAAAAGUAUUUGCCAGACAUGGCAAAGAGUUAUUCUAGUCCAAAGUUAAAGUUACAUGUAGGAGAUGGAUUUGAGUACAUGAAAAAACAUCAGGGAGAAUAUGAUGUUAUAAUCACAGAUUCCUCAGAUCCUGUUGGACCUGCUUGCACAUUAUUUCAACAAUCAUAUUAUGAACUCAUGAAAACAGCUUUAAAACCUGAUGGCAUACUUUCAUGUCAAGGUGAGUGUCUCUGGCUUCAUUUGGACCUCAUCAAGACUAUGCUGACAUUUUGCAAGAAACUGUAUCCCGUCACAGAUUACGCCUUCACAACUAUACCUACAUAUCCUAGUGGACAAAUUGGCUUUGUACUCUGCAGUAAAAACCCUGAUACAGUGUUUAGAGAACCUGUACGUAAGUUAAGUAAUAAAGAAGUUGAGCAGAUGGAUCUCAAAUAUUACAACACAGACAUUCACAAGGCUGCAUUCAUUCUGCCAGAGUUUGCAAGAAAGGUUUUAAGAAGUGAAGAGUCUGAAAAUGGGUCCACAAAUGGGGAGGCAAAUGGGACAAGCAACUGAAAAAUCCUUAGCUAUUUCUAAAUCAUAAAGUCAAAAUGUCAGCAGUAUUACUCUAGAUAUUUAUCUUUUCAAUCAUUGGAAUAGGAAAGUGUACAUGUUACGGUUAAGGGGUCCAGUUUUUAUCAUUUUCAUUUAAUUAUUCUUCAGGAAACUCCACUAAAUACUUCUCAACAACACUUCUGACAUUUUUACUACUUCUUGAACUGUGUACCCAUUGAUUCAAAAUGUGUUUGUGUUAUUAUUGUUUAAUGUCACUGUCAUGUUAUCAGUAUACAUUUAUAAUAUCUCCUUGAUCAGUUUGGCCAUGUGUCUAUGUAUAAGUCCAUCAGUCCUUGACUUAUUUGUCCAUCAAUCCAUGACAUAUUUGUCCAUUAGUCCUUAAAUUGUUUGACCAUCAGUCCUUGAAUUGUUUGACCAUCAGUUCUUGACUUGUUCAUCUAUCAGUCCUUGAGUGACAUACAAGAAUUAGCUGGGCACAAACUAUACUGGGCAUUAAAGGCCGGAAAUUACUGAAAUAUUGUUUGGAGCAUAACUACAGUUCCAUUUGGCCCAUACUAUUAAAACUUCAUAGGAUGGUUGUCCAUAUUGUGUAGAAAACCCCUAUUGAUUUUGGGGUCAAAGGUCAAGGUCACUAUUGCCUUAAAACUGAAAACAGUUUCCAGAGCAUAACUUAAGUUCCAUUUGGCCCACCAUAUUCAAACUUCAUAGGAUGAUUGUCCUUAUUGGGUAGAAGACCCCUAUUGAUUUUUGGGUCAUAAGGUCAAAGAUCAGGAUCACUAUUACCUUAAAACUGAAAACAGUUUCAGGAGCAUAACUUAAGUUCCAUUUGGCCCACAGUGUUUAAACUGAAUAGGAUCAUUGUCAAUAUUGAGUAGAAGACCCUUAUUAUGUUUUAGGUCACAAGGUCACUAUUACAUUAAAACUGAAAACAGUUUUCGCUCAGUAACUUUAGUAUUAAUCAACCUACAACUGUAAAAUUUUAUAGGAUGAACAGCCAUGUCCAAUAUAUGACCCCUAUUGAUUUUAGGCUCAUAAGAUUAAAGGUCAGGGUCACAAUGACCUUACCACUGAAAUUGUGCUUUCUGGAGCAUAAAACAAGUUCCAUUUGGCUUACAGUGUUCAAACUUCAUAGGAUGAUUGCCUAUAUUGAAUAAAAGAUCCAUAUCUAUACUGGGGUCACAAGGUUAAAGGUCAGUAUCAAAUGACCUUAAUAUUGUUAACAGUUUUUCAACUGUCAAACUUCAUAGGAUGAUCACUUAUAUUGAGUACAUUAAUUAUAUGCCCUAAAAAAUUUGCUUAUAUUAUAUUAUAUCCCUGGCGUCUUUCUGUCCAUCUGUCGUAGUAAAAUUAUUUCAUUCCCAUGUCUUUCAAAUGCUUAAUCCUUACUAAAAAAAAUCAUUUUCGGGCAUAUAAUGCUCCGCUUAGCGGUGCUCUUGUUCAAAAUUGAAACUAUUUUCAGUAUUUACAAAACAUGUUGCUUUGUUUGCUGUUUCACAAUGGGGAAAACUAUUGUUAAAAUGGGGGACUCUAUUGUUACCAUGCGAGACACAACUGUCACAAUGGCGGUCUUUAUUGUAACAAUAGGAGAAUCUACUUUCACAAUGGGGGAAGUUAAAUGUGCAUCUUUAGCAGGGCAUUUAUUACAAUACAAGAUAUUUCCCAUCUUUACAUGUAUUUAUGUACACUUUAUAACAUGUAUAUACAGAAAUAGACAUUUGGUUUGUGCAAUUAUGUACUUUACAUAUUCUACAUGCUUGAAUGUACUUUGAAAUGGGAUUUUAAAUGCAAUAAAAUUUAAACAUA
Molecule: messenger RNA, 2676 nt
Organism: Ruditapes philippinarum (Manila clam)
Lineage: Eukaryota; Metazoa; Mollusca; Bivalvia; Venerida; Veneridae
Product: spermidine synthase-like
Exons: 8
Coding region: 1-873 (290 amino acids)
Biological process (GO): spermidine biosynthetic process
Cellular component (GO): cytosol
Molecular function (GO): spermidine synthase activity
Source: RefSeq, a predicted model, not a curated record